Messenger RNA from Aspergillus eucalypticola CBS 122712, 957 nucleotides. Its product is annotated as WSC domain-containing protein. The coding region runs from base 109 to 813 and encodes 234 amino acids. The transcript is spliced from 2 exons. NCBI's taxonomy places the organism in Eukaryota, Fungi, Ascomycota, Eurotiomycetes, Eurotiales, Aspergillaceae. The record is from RefSeq and is a predicted model, not a curated record.
CUCUCACACCCGCCUCAUCCGCCAAUUCUCUCGUUCUGUUUCUCCUUUCUCCUCACGAAACCAGCAUUCACUCUUUUGUUACUGGGGAACACCCACGAGUCAUUCUUUAUGCUACCAAACAUGAAGGUUACCAGCCUCUCCGCCAUUUUGGCGCUCUCUCUUUCCGCGCACGCUCUAUCUAACGGUUUCGUGGGCUGCUACUCAUCCUCCGGCAGCUUGGUGAACAAGGGCUCCAGUCAAUUUCAAUCCACGGGAUUAUGCACAAGUACUUGCGGUCGCAAUGGUGCGAGAUACGCUGCUACCACAAAUAGCGUUGACUGCUACUGUGGCUCUUCGCUGCCUCCGAGCGCGAACCUCGUCUCCCAGUCAGAGUGCAAUGUCAACUGCCCAGGAUUUCCAGAGGAUCAUUGUGGAGGCAAUGGCUUCUGGUCCGUUCACCAGACCUAUAUCACGGGCGAUGACGUUGACGGCGGCGACAACAACAACAACAACAACAACAACAACAACACAGAUGGUGGGGAUGGGGACAGCGAUUCGAGCGACAACUCCGGGAAUGGUUCAAACGAUGGCCCUGGUAGUGGUUUCGGCGAUGGCCCAGGUGGCGGCCCGGAAACGACGACGGCAUCCAGUUUCACCGUUUAUCCCAGUCCUUCUGCAGUCAUCACGGUGACAUCGGUUCCAGCUGUGACCGGCACCAGCUCCCCAUCUGCCACUCUCCCGAGCAAGGAAUCGUCCAGUGUCUCCGUCGCGACGGUGUCUCCAACCACAGCCACGUCGGGAGCCAGCCGGCGAUUCCGGUUCUUGUUUUUCUAAAUUGCUCAUAGACCAGCAUCACGUAGUUGCGGUCGCCCAAUAUUGUAUACCCACCUGUCAGGGCAACUGAACUAGGCAACACCAUUCUUUCUGUCUUUGAUAUAACCUUCGACAAUGGCUCGUUUUGCAGCGGUAGCUACUCCA